Molecule: messenger RNA, 2741 nt
Organism: Asparagus officinalis (garden asparagus)
Lineage: Eukaryota; Viridiplantae; Streptophyta; Magnoliopsida; Asparagales; Asparagaceae
Product: vesicle-fusing ATPase-like
Exons: 21
Coding region: 213-2432 (739 amino acids)
Biological process (GO): SNARE complex disassembly; Golgi to plasma membrane protein transport; intra-Golgi vesicle-mediated transport
Cellular component (GO): Golgi stack
Molecular function (GO): ATP hydrolysis activity; ATP binding
Source: RefSeq, a predicted model, not a curated record
AAAAAAAGAAAAAAAAAAGAAAAAAAAAAAGACCUUCAGGUCUGUGACUCUGUGACAAUUAAGAAAGCCUCAGAUCCGCCAUAGUCUUCUUCCUCCUCCAUCUUCCUCAAAUUUAUGAACCAUAGUCUUCUUCCUUCUUCAUCUUCCUCAAAUUUAUGAAAGCCUCAGAUCCGCCGUAGUCUUCUUCGUUCUUCAUCUUCCUCAAAUUUCCAAUGGCGGGAAGAUCAUCGUCCAUGAUCGUCGAUAACUCGCCGGGCAACGAUUUCGCCCUAACCAACUGCGCCUUCGUCUCCUCCCACGAUUUCAAGAAGUUCGCGCCUCCUGGAUCCGAUAGCAUCCUCGCCUCCGUCGGCGAUUCCUUGAUCCUAACCCUACGGGUUAGUGAAAAAAUUAAUGAUGGUCGUAUUGGUCUGAAUGCCGUCCAACGCCGGUAUGCAAAAGUUUCCACAGAGGACCAAAUAUCUGUUAGCAGGUUUGUACCGCCAGAAAAUUUUUCCCUUGCAAUGCUUUCAGUAGAGUUGGAGUUUGUUGUUAAGAGGGCUAAUAGAGCUGAACAAAUAGAUGCUAUUAAUCUUGCUCAACAGCUGAGGAAAAGAUUUGCUGACCAGGUUAUGACAGUGGGCCAGAGAGUGUUAUUUGAAUUUUGUGGAACAAACUAUAUUUUUACAGUUAAUCAGGCUAUGGUUGAAGGUGCUGAAAAAUCCAAAGGUUUGGUGAGAGGAAUUAUUACCUCUGACACGUACAUUGUAUUUGAAACUGUCCCAAAUUCUGGGAUUAAGGUAAUUAAUCAACGUGAAGCUGCCAGUAGCAAUAUUUUCAGACAGAAAGAGUUUAAUCUUCAAAAAUUGGGGAUAGGAGGAUUAAGUGAGGAAUUCACUGAUAUUUUUCGAAGAGCAUUUGCUUCUCGAGUGUUCCCUCCUCAUGUUGUUAAUAAAUUGGGCAUCAAGCAUGUUAAGGGAAUGUUGCUGUAUGGGCCACCAGGAACCGGCAAAACCCUUAUGGCUCGUCAGAUUGGGAAACUGUUAAAUGGAAAAGAACCAAAGAUUGUCAAUGGACCUGAAGUCUUAAGCAAGUUUGUUGGCGAGACAGAGAAAAAUGUGAGGGAUUUAUUUGCUGAUGCGGAGAAUGACCAGAGGGCUCGAGGGGAUGAAAGUGAUUUGCAUGUCAUUAUCUUUGAUGAAAUUGAUGCCAUAUGUAAGUCUAGGGGUUCAACAAGGGAUGGUACUGGAGUACAUGACAGCAUUGUGAAUCAGCUUCUUACAAAGAUUGAUGGUGUUGAGUCCUUAAACAAUGUGCUGCUUAUUGGAAUGACCAAUCGGAAGGACUUGUUGGAUGAAGCUUUAUUGAGACCUGGACGCCUGGAGGUUCAUGUCGAAAUAAACCUCCCCGAUGAGCAUGGACGUUUACAAAUCCUUCAAAUACAUACAAACAAAAUGCAUGAAAAUUCUUUUCUUGCAGCAGACAUCGACCUUCAAGAGCUUGCUGCAAGGACAAAGAAUUACAGUGGAGCUGAACUUGAAGGUGUUGUGAAAAGCGCAGUUUCAUUUGCUUUAAAUCGUCAGAUAAGCAUGGAUGAUCUUACUAAACCUCUGGAUGAGGAGAAUAUAAAAGUUACAAUGGAUGAUUUUCUGCACGCCCUCGAAGAAAUUGUUCCUGCAUUUGGUGCAUCUACAUAUGAUCUAGAAAGAUGCAGGCUUAAUGGUAUUGUUGAUUGUGGCGAGAGGCACAAGCACAUCUAUCAAAGAGCUAUGCUGCUUGUAGAACAAGUUAAGGUGAGCAAGGGUAGCCCCCUUGUUACUUGCCUUUUGGAAGGUCCUGGUGGCAGUGGCAAGAGUGCAAUGGCAGCUACAAUUGGUAUUGAUAGUGAUUUUCCCUACGUCAAAAUUAUAUCCGCAGAGUCAAUGAUUGGUCUCAGUGAAAGCACUAAAUGUGCGAAAAUUGUCAAGGUUUUUGAGGAUGCUUACAGAUCCCAGUUAAGCAUUAUAGUCCUUGAUGACAUUGAAAGGUUACUGGAGUAUGUUCCUAUUGGACCUCGCUUCUCAAAUCUGAUUUCACAGACAUUGAUGGUUCUUCUGAAACGGCUUCCUCCAAAGGGGAAGAACAUGCUGGUAAUUGGAACAACAAGUGAAGCGGGCUUUCUUGAGUCUCUUGGUAUUUGUGAUGCUUUCUCUGUCACUUAUCAUGUCCCUACAUUGGACAAACAAGAUGCCAAAAAAGUACUGCAAUCUCUCAAUGUAUUUGCAGAUGACGAUAUUGAUUCAGCAGCUGAAGCAGUCCAUAAUAUGCCAAUAAAGAAACUAUAUAUGCUUGUGGAGAUGGCUGCCCAGGGAGCAGAAGGUGGAAGUUCAGAAGCUAUUUAUUCUGGGAAACAGAAGAUGGACAUAAACCAUUUCUUUGAUAUCUUGGGUGAUAUUGUCUCUUUACGAGGCUGAUAACUCUUUAAUGUUUUUUGUAUACGCGUGACAAUGGGUGUGUUAUUGUUUCUGGGAUUUUUCCCCCUUCAUUUUUGCUUUAUGAGCUUCGAUCCCAUUUUUAUUUUUUAUUUUUUCUACCCUUUCUUCCCCAAACUGAUCUUUGCCUUUGCAUAUUGUCUUCUAAUUAUAUUUCUGUUGGAGUUUUGUGUUCUAAUAUGGUACCAUAUUUGGAAAGGGGGUUUCUAUCCAUAAUUAUGUAACACAAACAUGAUUACUUUACCCACGAUUUGGACCAUUUGUAUUGGUUACUGUGGCCUUGUUGGAAUA